AUGGAAGAAGCAUUUAGGCGGCUAAACGGCCACCCCUCCCACUCCACCGAGCCGGCCGAGCCCUUCCCGGAGUCCCACAAGCCCAAGAACUCCUCCAAGAGGGCCCACAAGGACAGCUCCAUAGGCGGCGGCUCCACCGCGGCCUCCACCACGAUGAGGUACCGCGGGGUCAGGCGCCGCCCCUGGGGAAGGUACGCGGCGGAGAUACGGGACCCGCAGUCGAAGGAGAGGAAGUGGCUCGGCACCUUCGACACGGCCGAGGAGGCUGCAUGCGCCUACGACUGCGCCGCCCGGGCCAUGAGGGGCAUCAAGGCCCGCACCAACUUCGUCUACCCCACCACCGCCUUCUCCCACGGCGACCUCUUCUCGUCGUUCCCUCAUCCUUCCGCGCCGGCCCAUUUCAGUCUCCACAAACCACAUCCGGGUCAUCACCCCCACCGUCAGCCGACCCCGACUCCUCUGCCACCGGCCCUCAUGGACUUCCCGGCACGCUCCUCCUUCUCACGCUCAACGAACUUCACCUGUCCGGCGCCGCAGGGGAUCGCAUCCCGCCGGUCCAACUCCAACAACAAUGCCAUGCUCCUCCUGCGUGAUCUCAUUAACAACACGUCCUCAUCAAAUUCCCUCCCCGCGGGUUUGCUGGACCCGCCACCAGAGCAGCCGCCUCUGAUUGGUCACCAAGAAUUCCUUCCCUCCGAUCAUAUCCCGAUGGACUAUAAGAGCGAUCACGGGGAAGAGCAUAAGGCAGCUGAGCCGAUGAACGGGGCUGAGUUCUUCCCGCAGGAGCCAUCCGAUUCAGGGCUGCUCGAGGAGGUCAUCCAGAGGUUCUUCCCCAAGCUGCCGCCUCCGAAGAGCACCUCCCCGCCUCCCAUGGAGUCAGUUAGCGAGGAUUAUAAUAAGAAAGAACAUCACCAAAUCGAUAUUAAUUCUAGUGGAGGGUUUGGCGAUUUGGUUGAUUACUAUCAUUGCCCAGGGCUAGGGUUCCAGCAGCAGCACGAAAGUGUCGCGGCACCAGCGACUGAGUUCCUCGACGGUCCUCCCCGCUAUCAGUUCAUUCCUUACAAUUGA
This is a messenger RNA of Punica granatum (pomegranate), 1068 nucleotides long. The record is from RefSeq and is a predicted model, not a curated record. NCBI's taxonomy places the organism in Eukaryota, Viridiplantae, Streptophyta, Magnoliopsida, Myrtales, Lythraceae.